Molecule: messenger RNA, 5323 nt
Organism: Drosophila ananassae
Lineage: Eukaryota; Metazoa; Arthropoda; Insecta; Diptera; Drosophilidae
Gene: Myo95E
Product: unconventional myosin-Ia
Exons: 18
Coding region: 208-4053 (1281 amino acids)
Biological process (GO): vesicle transport along actin filament; actin filament organization
Cellular component (GO): actin cytoskeleton; plasma membrane; myosin complex
Molecular function (GO): ATP binding; actin filament binding; microfilament motor activity
Source: RefSeq, a predicted model, not a curated record
AUGCAAAUCGAUACCUGGCUAAGAAAAUUCAUCGAUGAUUGACCAUCACUAGUACCACUGGAUGCAAAAUGCCUCAAUAUCUGAAAAGUUGAUGUAUUCAAAUGCUGAGCUCGAUUUUGGCUGUUGUUGUUGCUGUUGCUUCUGCUGCCACCACUGCCACCAAAGUGCAUGUUGUAAUUGGGAUUGGUAUUGGGACUCGGUGUCGCGAUGGAGCAGGAAAUCGGCACCUGGGACUCAGUCCUGCUGGAGAACCUGUCCGAGGAUAGCUUCAUAAACAACAUCCAUCAGCGUUACAAGCGCGAUCACAUUUAUACCUACAUUGGAACUUCUGUUGUGGCUCUGAAUCCAUAUCAUCACAUAUCUGAGCAUUCGCUGGACAAUGUCCGAAACUAUGGCGACAAAGGCAUUUUUCAGCUGCCGCCACACAUCUAUGGACUUACAAACCUGGCCUACCAGUCGCUCAAGGACCAGAGCGAGGACCAGUGUGUGCUUCUCACGGGUGAAAGCGGAGCGGGAAAAACUGAGACCUUCAAAAUGAUUGUGAAUUUUCUAACCCACAUCCAGGAGCAAUCGCACUGUCCGUCUACCCCGAACGUUUUGCGCAAGCAGUCCUCCACAAGUUCGGCCACAGGAGCAGUCUUGCACAGUCACAGGCGCGCAUCCAGCAGCUGUUCGGGCACUGCCAAUUUUAUUAUCUGUAAGAAUCGUGCGGAAAAUCCGAUUCCAAACACCACGAUUUCGAGGCGUCAAAGCCCAUCGCCAGGACCAUCCCAGCGUUCCAGAACGCAGGAGGAGAGUAUCGAGCGCCAGAGCAGACGUCAAAUGCGCGAGAAGAUAGUGGAUUUUGACUUCUCGCACCACAAGAGCAGUGAGAACAUAAGCACCUUGCUCGAAUCGCACGCCCACCACUUGCAUCCGACCAAGUCGUGCUUCAAGCACCAGCAAACACAAGUUCCGCCCGCAAAGGGAUCACCCAAAUAUGCUGCCUACGGAGGCUGUCGCCAGUGUGGUCAUAGCAAAUGCGUCCGUGCCCAGAGUUUGGAGAAGGAGGAUCGGGCGGAGCUGCGUGGCAGCAACAGCCGCCUGUCAACCAUCACAAGCAAUCACCCUGCCCAUCUGCAACGCGGCAGCUGCUCCAACUUAAUGCGCCAGCAUUCUACGGAAAGUCAACCGGAACGGGAAAGGGAUCGAAACUCGCUGAUGGGUUCCACGCAGCGCAUCUCCCUCUACGAUGCACACAAGCUGAGCAAGGUGCUAGGUGAUCUGCCGCCCCCGCCGCCGGUGCAGCCCAGCUCCGUUUCGCCUACGCCUUCUGGUACCUCCUCUCUCCACCGGCGGCACAAGUCACCCUCGCAGCGGUUGCGCGAGUGUGUCACCUGCGCAGAUGUAUUCCUGGAGGCCAUGGGCAAUGCAUGUACGCUAAAAAACAACAACUCCAGCCGAUAUGGAAAACUGUUUGAUAUUGAAAUCGAUUUUAAGGGCGAUCCGAUGGGAGUGCACAUAACUCACUACAUGCUGGAAAAGACCCGUAUUACGGAUACCACCAUCGGAGAGCGAAACUUUCACAUCUUUUACCAAUUACUAUUGGGGGCUGAUCUCCAGUUGCUAAAAUCGCUCAAGCUCUUUCGGAAUGUGGAAAAGUAUGAACUACUUCGUAAUACAACUGCCAUGGAAGAAGAUCGAAUGAAUUUUCAUUAUACAAAACGUUCUUUGGACGUGCUUGGCCUAAGCUGUGAUGAGAUCAGCUCGAUUUUCCGGGUGAUUGCUGUGGUGCUGAAGUUGGGAAACUUUAUUUUUGUGCCUGUUACCAACAUUGAUGGAACGGAGGGUUGUCAAGUAUCGAAUGUUUAUGAGGUCCAAGAGACAGCGCAGCUUCUUAACUUGGAGGCCCAAGUCUUAAUCAAUUGCCUGACUCGGGCCAACAGUUCGAACAGUGCUCAAGAGGAUGUGGGCAGCGAAAUGGAUGCCCGGCAAGCGGCCAGCAAUCGAAACACUUUGUGCCGCACACUCUACAGCCGCCUCUUCACCUGGCUGGUGAAUAAAAUCAAUGAAUCAUUAAAGUCGACGCAGCGUGAAAAAAACUUGGCCUUACUAGAUUUCUAUGGAUUCGAAGUACUGGAUCACAACUCUUUUGAGCAGUUUGCCAUCAACUACAGUGCCGAAAAAAUUCAUCAGAACUUUGUUUUUCAUGUGCUGCGAUCUGAGCAAGAGCUGUACAUUCGUGAAGGCUUGGAAUGGUCGCGGAUUGACUAUUUUGACAACGAGUCCAUAUGCGAGCUGAUUGACAAGCCGAGUUACGGCAUCCUGAGCCUGAUAAACGAAUCCCAUCUAAAUAGCAAUGAGUCCUUAUUGCUACGAGUGCAACAAUGCUGUGCAGGACAUCCAAACUUCAUGACAAGUGGUAGCAAUUCCAUGUGUUUUCAAAUUCGUCACUUUGCCAAUGUGGUCAACUACUCGAUACAUCGAUUUCUGGAGAAAAACACAGACAUGCUGCCGAAGUACGUUAGUGCUGCCUUUUACCAGAGCAAACUGUCAUUGGUGCAGAGUUUAUUUCCUGAAGGAAACCCUCGAAGACAGGCCACCAAAAAGCCCAGCACGUUGAGCUCAAACAUUCGUACACAGCUGCAGACAUUGUUGGCCAUUGUGAAGCAUCGACGCUCCCACUACGUAUUCUGCAUUAAGCCGAACGAAGGCAAACAGUCGCACCAGUUCGAUCUGGCAUUGGUCCAGCACCAAGUGCGCUACAUGUCACUGAUGCCAUUGGUACAUCUCUGUCGAACGGGACACUGUUAUCACCUGUUGCACGUGAAGUUUUUUCAUCGCUACAAGCUGCUCAACAGUUUGACCUGGCCUCACUUCCACGGCGGCAGUCAGGUGGAGGGCAUCGCAUUGAUCAUCCGCAAUCUUCCACUGCCCUCCGCCGAGUUCACCAUCGGCACCAAAAAUGUGUUCGUCCGUAGUCCGCGCACCGUCUAUGAGCUGGAACAGUUCCGACGCCUACGAAUCAGCGAGCUGGCCGUGCUCAUCCAAAAGAUGUUCCGCAUGUACCACGCCAAAAAGCGAUAUCAGAGGAUGCGGCAAAGCCAGAUGAUUAUCUCCAGUGCUUGGCGGACGUGGAGGGAGUGCCGAUUCGGUAUUCCCUUUACAGGCCGUAGGCACUUGUGGAGUUUAUAUCGUGUUGCGCGCGAGGAGUAUCGCUCACUGAAGUACAAACGCCAGGUCAAAUGGGCCAUCGAUGUGAUAGCUCGGUACUAUCGCCAGUGGAAAAUCCGGCAGUUUCUCCUCACGAUUCCCCUACGGCUGCCCCCCAAUACACUCAGUCCGCUCUCCGUGGAGUGGCCAGUAGCACCUUCUUUCCUCGCAGAUGCAUCGCGUCAGCUUCGGGCCAUCUACCAUCGCUGGAAGUGCUACAUAUACCGCAACUCUUUCGACCAAACAGCGCGCAAUCGGAUGCGCGAAAAGGUGACUGCCAGCAUCAUUUUCAAGGAUCGGAAGGCUUCCUAUGCCAGAAGUGUUGGCCACCCUUUCGUGGGAGACUAUGUCCGUCUGCGCCACAAUCAACAGUGGAAGAAAGUGUGCGCUGAGACCAAUGAUCAGUACGUAGUCUUCGCUGACAUCAUCAACAAAAUAGCCCGAUCGAGUGGCAAGUUUGUGCCUAUUCUAUUGGUACUUUCCACAUCGUCGCUGUUGCUGUUGGAUCAGCGAACGCUUCAGAUCAAGUACAGAGUGCCUGCCUCGGAGAUAUACCGGAUGUCUUUGAGCCCCUAUUUGGAUGACAUAGCUGUGUUCCAUGUGAAGGCGUCUGAGUUUGGGCGCAAGAAGGGCGACUUUGUGUUUCAAACCAGCCAUGUCAUCGAGAUUGUGACCAAAAUGUUUCUGGUCAUACAGAACGCCACCGGUAAACCGCCGGAGAUACACAUAAGCACAGAAUUUGAAGCUAAUUUUGGCCAACAGACUGUCAUCUUCUCGUUCAAAUACGGCGGCAUGUCGGACUUAGCACAAGGCCCACCUAAGGUCACGCGCAAGGCGAACCGCAUGGAGAUAAUUGUGUGAUCUGAUACAGAAUCGGAAUCUAAUCGUGGCGGCUCAUUGAGCCUGCUCCUAUAAUCGGGGGCCAUGGGUCCGUAUCCAUAAUAAUUACAAGUCAUCAUGCAAUUGCAAUCACUUUUGCCUUUUGCUGUGGUUGAGGUCUCCGACUUUUAUAUGGUCCCAGGGAUCAAAAUACAAUUUUAGCAAUAUAAUCACACAGACACACAAGUACACUAACUCACUCAGAGACACAGAGACAGAUGGAAGACGAUUUAGUUUUGUGACACACAAGUGACAAUCAGAGUAACCGAUUUGUUGUCAGGAUUGUGCCAAAUGCAGGAGACUAGAAUUGUGCCAAGGCGGGGAAUCAAGAGCGAGCUAAUUUUAAACUGCACCCUUUUAUUUAAUCGUGUAACUUUAAACUGUAAAGUUAAUGCUAAAUGAAACUAACGAAAUGAACAACUGAAUUUAUGCAUCUAAUUUGUCUAGGUUUUAAGUGUAAGUCGUGCACCAAGUCUAUUAGCAUUGCAACAAUAAGUACAUACUAUAAACGGAGCACAUGUCGCUUAGAAGGAGGAAGGUAGAACUAGAGGAUGAAAGGAACCUUUCUUGUGCAGGUUCGACAGUGUUUUGGGAUUUUACACAAACUAUGAUAUUUCCGUUAAAGAAACCAAGGCAUUUCUCUUACAUUUAAGGUUUCAUACACAAUAAUUAGUGAACUAAUGCUAGAGAACAGACAUAUAAACCUCUUUAUAUACCGGAAACACAAACGAUGAGCAACCCUUAUAUGCAACAUGCUACGACUUAGCGAAGAAGUUACCUUUCCCAAUAAACAAUAAACAAAAAAUACAAAAAAAAAAAAAAUGUUAAACAACUAUUUACAAAGCAGAGCAAAUGAGUAGUUAAAUAUUUCAAAUAAAUAUAUAUAUGUAUAUGUAUACACCACUAAGAAAUUAAUAAUGAGUCUAUAUAGAAGCGACAACAAAGCAAGCAAAUUAUACGGAAAGUUUAUUAAGAGUUGAGAACGAAUGUAUGUAGUUGUUUAUAUAUAACUUGUUAUUGAAAGUUCGGACAUCGAACGCAACUCCUAACGUUGGAGUUUCGUUCGAAAACCUCCAAAUUCAGAGAUGUCACCAAAUAUCCGCGACACUUGUAUUCCAAUAUUUUUUAUUUGUAUUUAAGUUUUAAGUGAGUACUUCCAAAGAAAAGCCAAAUAUGAGUAAAUCGAAACCCAACCAGUUGGUAGUUUAUAAAACAAAGUUUAGCAAUAAUAAAACAUACAUAAUGAAAAAGA